Messenger RNA from Hippoglossus stenolepis (Pacific halibut), 1732 nucleotides. It is a transcript of the gene ldhba, whose product is annotated as lactate dehydrogenase Ba. Gene Ontology annotation, biological process: carboxylic acid metabolic process. The transcript is spliced from 8 exons. Bases 163 to 1167 code for a protein of 334 amino acids. The record is from RefSeq and is a predicted model, not a curated record. Gene Ontology annotation, molecular function: L-lactate dehydrogenase (NAD+) activity. Lineage: Eukaryota; Metazoa; Chordata; Actinopteri; Pleuronectiformes; Pleuronectidae. Gene Ontology annotation, cellular component: cytoplasm.
GCCUGGCACCUUGCGUGCGCCCCGCCCCCUCACAUGUCAGCCUGGGCACAGUAGAACUCCAUCCUCCUCCUCCUCCUCCUCUUCCUCACUGCAGCGCGUUCUUCUCCACACUCUCGGAAUAACUAACAUCAGACUCAAGGAUCCUCAGAGAACAUCUGCAUCAUGUCCUCAGUUCUGCAGAAGCUCAUCAGCCCCCUGGCCAGUGGCCCCGCUGAGCCGCCCAGGAACAAGGUGACGGUGGUCGGGGUGGGCCAGGUGGGCAUGGCCUGCGCCGUCAGCAUCCUGCUGCGGGACCUGUGUGACGAGCUGGCCCUGGUGGAUGUGAUGGAGGAUCGUCUGAAAGGAGAGCUGAUGGACCUGCAGCACGGCAGCCUCUUCCUCAAGACCUCCAAGAUAGUCGCUGACAAAGACUAUUCUGUAACAGCCAACUCCCGCCUGGUUGUGGUGACGGCCGGCGUUCGCCAGCAGGAGGGAGAGAGCCGCCUCAACCUGGUGCAGAGGAACGUCAACGUCUUCAAGUCCAUCAUCCCCCAGAUCGUCAAGUACAGCCCCAACUGCACACUCAUCGUGGUGUCCAACCCUGUUGAUGUGCUCACAUAUGUCACCUGGAAGCUGAGCGGUCUACCCAAGCACCGUGUCAUCGGCAGCGGCACCAACCUGGACUCCGCCCGCUUUCGUUACCUGAUGGCCGAACGCCUCGGCAUUCACUCCAGCUCCUUCAACGGCUGGGUGCUGGGCGAGCACGGGGACACGAGCGUUCCCGUGUGGAGCGGAGCAAACGUAGCUGGAGUCAACCUGCAGAAGCUGAAUCCGGACAUCGGCACAGAUUCUGAUAAAGAGCAGUGGAAGGCCACACACAAAGCGGUGGUGGACAGUGCCUAUGAGGUGAUCAGGCUGAAGGGCUACACCAACUGGGCCAUCGGCCUGAGCGUGGCUGACCUGACGGAGAGCAUCAUCAAGAACAUGAGCCGGGUGCACCCCGUCUCCACCAUGGUCAAGGACAUGUACGGUAUCGACGACGAGGUCUUCCUGUCUCUGCCCUGCGUGCUGAACAGCAACGGCGUCAGCAGCGUCGUCAACAUGACCCUGACGGACGGCGAGGUGGGCCAGCUGAGGAAGAGCGCCGACACACUGUGGGGCAUCCAGAAGGACCUGAAGGACGUUUGAGCCUACCUGCACACACACUCACAGUGGAGCUGAGGCCAGCUGACACGCACACACUCCUUCAUAACGUCCCUCUCUCUUAGACUGUGUUGCUCUCUUUAAAGGAUGAUAUCAGUGUUUUUAAGCCCCAAAAACACUAUAAUAAGCACAUUUGCUCCCCAAACAGCUCGUAGUUGGUGUUUGUGUGUUGGUGUUAGGAGAUGUAAGCCGACCUCUGUUGUUGUACUCUGAAUGGCUAUCUUGUGUUUCAGCUGUUUUAGACAAGGAUCAAGCACAAUCCCCCACAAGUGUCACAGUCGUCCUCCACCGCUUAGUGGUUCAGAGAAAGACCCUUCACAUCCGAAAGCACACAGCUUCCCUGCUGCCUUCACCUGAAACUGGUAAAGUGGUAGAGCAGACAAGCGACUGCACACUUGAAGGUUUAUCUCUCCCUCUUGUUUUAAAGAAACUGAGCUGCGGAGGAGGUGUGGUGAUGUCCGGCUCAUGUUGGGUUUUUUUUCUGACUGUCUGACCUUGUUUGUUGGAAACCACAACGUGUAACUUAAUAAACUGAACAUCAUCAAGAGUG